AUAUUUUUGAACGUUUUCUUCCUAUAAAACGCAGCAAUUCUUGUCUCAAAACAACUCCAAAAAUGAAUGCAUUAAUCGUUGCGACGAUUGUCGCGCUCUUCGCGGCCAACGUGUCCGCCAGACGUCUCUGCGACAAACGCGUCAUUGCCGGCGCCGACACCGUCUGCGUCUGCAACGCCACCUAUUGUGACGACAUGCCGGCGCUCCCGACGCCCACCAAAGGCGUCGCCACAGUCUUCGAGAGCAACAAAGGCGGCGACCGUUUCGUCGAAUCGCGGCUCGACUUC
Oppiella nova is the source of this 287-nucleotide messenger RNA. NCBI's taxonomy places the organism in Eukaryota, Metazoa, Arthropoda, Arachnida, Sarcoptiformes, Oppiidae. The record is from the annotation of a GenBank genome assembly.